Striga asiatica is the source of this 1600-nucleotide messenger RNA. Lineage: Eukaryota; Viridiplantae; Streptophyta; Magnoliopsida; Lamiales; Orobanchaceae. The record is from the annotation of a GenBank genome assembly.
AAUACAAUGGCUUCAAUAAUAAUUCCAAAGGAUUUCUCCUUCUCAUCAACCGGCACCAUCUGGAAAACCCUAAUCACCCUCGGCAUAAUCCUCUACCUCCUCCUCCUCCCACUACUCAUCGCCACCCACAACCCCACCCUCACCCUCCUCCGCUGGUCCACCCCUCCACCCUCACCCUCCUCCACCACCACCACCGGCACAAACCUCACCCACAUCGCUUUCGGCCUAAUGGGCUCCGUCCACACAUUGGGCCACCGCCGGGCCUACCUCGAAUCCUGGUGGCGGCCCAACAUCACCCGCGGCUACGUCUACCUGGACCGCCCCCCACCCCCCAACCUCCUCCCUUGGCCCAACACCGCCCCUCCAUACCGGGUCGUGGACAACCUCACGGACUACUACAAUCGGGCCCAUCCCCGGCGCCCUUCGAUGACACGCAUGGUCCACGGCAUAUUAGAGCUCUUUCGGGAGGAGCACGAGAACGUGAGGUGGGUCGUCAUGGGGGAUGAUGACUCGAUUUUCUUCGUGGAUAAUAUAGCCGACGUGCUGGCAGAGUACGACCAUAACAAGUAUUAUUAUCUCGGGGGGCACUCGGAGACCGUGAUCUCGAACCAUUGGUUCUCGUUCGAUCAGGCGUUUGGGGGAGCAGGGAUUGUGAUGAGCUAUCCGCUGGCCGAGGCUCUGGUGAGGGACAUGGACGGAUGUUUGGACCGCUACGCGAGUAGCUCGUCGGCAGAUUUGAUCACCAUGACUUGCAUUGCGGAUAUCGGGGUCAACCUCACCCCACACAAGGGGAUCCAUCAGGUGGAUUUGCACGGUGACUUUUCGGGUUACCUAUCAGCCCACCCAAAAAUGCCCCUGAUGACUUUCCACCACUUUGACUCCAUGGACCCCAUCUUCCCCAAAAUGAACCGUUUCCAAUCCACGCGCCACCUCAUGACGGCGGCCGACGCCGACCAAUCGCGCCUCCUCCAGCAGACCAUCUGCUACCACCGUCACCUCAACUGGUCCUUCUCAAUCUCCUGGGGCUACUCCGCCCAAAUCUACGAGAACCUCUUCCCACGGAGCUACCUUCAGAUUCCCAUCGAGACUUUCAGGCCGUGGGCCAAAAGAAACCCAAAGCCCCCCUUUUACAUGUUCAACACGCGCCCAAGGGCCAGUGACUCUUGUCUGACCCCUCACUGGUUCUUUCUCGACUCCAUCUACAAAAACGUGAGAGGCGAUGAGAUUGUCACCAGCUACGUGAGGGCUCGGCCAAGGGGCCUGCAGCCUUGUCCAGUCGGCGGCAAUCACUCGGCUGAUUCUGUUACCAGCAUCCGAGUCGUUUCGCCUGCCUUAAAGCGUCUUCAGACGGAUAGAUGCGAAUGCUGUGACAUCUUGGGCGUGGACGGUGGCAAGGCGGAGGUUAAAUUCAGGGAGUGUAAGCGAGAUGAGAUCAUUGCUUAGGUUUCAUAUUGUGGAAGCACCGAGCAUGCACACCUAUAGUUUCCUGUUUUUACAUUUUAUGUAUAUCAACGGAUUUUUCUAUUUUCCGUUGCCUAUUUUUUUAGUAUACUUGGAUUUAUUAAAUACUCCUUGCUGUUUUUUUGUUGCCUAUUAUAAA